UCACAACAGGAUAGGCCGCCUAGGUGGUAAGUGACAGACCGUCUUGUCUUCUCAUCAGAUCAGAUCAGUGAGGGAGAGCGUCCGCGUUCACAGGUUUCAUUUUUCCGGCUCGACAUGCCACCUAACAUGGAUUACUUCUACAACGAGUCCCGAGUGCCCUCCGCUUGCGGGCUGACCCGGGAGGAUGAGCUGGAGCCCGGUGUCAUCAGCUGCAUGCUGGUCGGAGACGGAGCCGUCGGGAAGACCAGCAUGAUUGUCAGCUACACGUCCAACGGAUACCCGACAGAGUACCAGCAGACCGGCUUUGACGUCUUCUCCGGUCAGGUCCAAGUCGAAGGAUCUCCGGUCAAAGUUCAGCUUCUGGACACUGCUGGACAGGAGGAGUUUGAUGAUUUCAGAGCUCUGUCCUAUGCUCACACGGACGUCUUCCUCCUGUGCUUCAGCAUGGUCAACCCCACCUCGUUUCACAAUAUCACCAAGAAGUGGGUCCCAGCGAUCCGGGCUUCUAACCCGUCCUCGCCCAUCGUCCUCGUUGGGACUCAGUCGGACCUCUUGUUGGACGUGAACGUCCUCAUCAACCUGGACCGAUCUAAAGUCAAGCCCAUCCUGAGCUCCCGGGCCCGGAGCAUGGCUGAGAAGAUCAGGGCUGCAGACUACGUGGAGUGUUCGUCGCUCACGCAAAAGAACCUGAAGGAGGCGUUUGAUGCAGCCAUCUUUGCCGCCAUUAAGAACAAAACCCGCAAGUCCAAGAAGAGGAGGUUUUCAGACAGACGCACCAAAGCUUUCUCCAGGUGCAGCUGGAAGAAGUUCUUCUGCUUCAUCUGAACUCAUGAACAAGACUGCUAACCCUGUGGGUUGUGGACAACAAAACUUUUAAUUUAUUUAACUAAUUUUACUUUUGCGUGCUGUCACGGCUCUGAUUUGUGGCAGUUUAGCAUCCUUCCCUGUUAAGUGUUUUGACUUAUAUUACUCUGGGAUGCCAAAUGGUGCAAGGGGAAACAAUACAUGAGCACGGGUAGCAUUGGGAAGUAACAUCUGCGGGGACAGCAGAGAGGAUUCUGGGUGUGGUUUCACACUCCAGCAGACAGACACAGGACAGCAGUGUUGUUUACAUUAUAUUCAAAUGUAGAUUGUUCCAGGUAAAUGGGGGGGGCAUAUGUUUCAUGUUAAAAUCAAAGUGUGCGUAUGCUUUCAUGUGUACGCAUCACUGGUGGGCAG
Molecule: messenger RNA, 1218 nt
Organism: Anarrhichthys ocellatus (wolf-eel)
Lineage: Eukaryota; Metazoa; Chordata; Actinopteri; Perciformes; Anarhichadidae
Gene: rhov
Product: ras homolog family member V
Exons: 3
Coding region: 115-825 (236 amino acids)
Biological process (GO): small GTPase-mediated signal transduction
Molecular function (GO): GTP binding; GTPase activity
Source: RefSeq, a predicted model, not a curated record